Molecule: messenger RNA, 622 nt
Organism: Rhodamnia argentea
Lineage: Eukaryota; Viridiplantae; Streptophyta; Magnoliopsida; Myrtales; Myrtaceae
Exons: 2
Coding region: 34-432 (132 amino acids)
Source: RefSeq, a predicted model, not a curated record
CCGAGUUUUCCAUUUCCAGUUCCAGUUCCAGAGAUGUCGAUGCUGUGGGAGAAAAGCCAGACUUGGAGAUGGAUCGUCACCAAGACCCGCGACUCUAAACCCUUCUUCUUGGCCUUCGCCACCGUCUGCGGCGUCGUCCCCGGCGUCAUCGGCUACUGCGUCAUGCAGCUCACCAGCUCCCGCACCGACCAGCUCGAGGCUCAGCUCCGCAAGAACGCUCGCCCCGAUUCCGUCAUGAUGGGAAAAGUGAAUCGAGACAGACUAGCGGAAUAUCUGGGGGAACUCCAGAGGAAGGAAGACACGAAUGACAGGUACGUAGCGGCUCUGAAGGGAGAGACAUUGACUAGGAAUCCUUACGUGAGGAUUCAACCGGUGCAGAAGCAAGAUAGCGGGGCCAGUGAAGCAGCAAAGGCUGAUGAGAAAAAGAAAUAGAACACGCAAUGCAAUCAAAUUUUAAAGACUCUCAAGUUGUAUGGAUGAUCUUGAGAGUCGAUUCUCUUUCUCAAGUUCUUUUUUAUUUUAUUUUUUGGAGCAUUGUCUUGAGUUGAAAGGUCUGAGGAGCUUUAAGGGGGAGACUGGGCAUGUACAAUGUAAUAAGCAUGGCUUUGUCUUGUGUUCUCAA